Molecule: messenger RNA, 744 nt
Organism: Pedinophyceae sp. YPF-701
Lineage: Eukaryota; Viridiplantae; Chlorophyta; Pedinophyceae
Source: the annotation of a GenBank genome assembly
AUGUCACGGGUUGCCACGCGGUGCGGGCGCGCCCUGGGCGCUGUGCAGUGCGUCCUCUCGGCGGACGCGGCGUGCCUGGCGAGGUCCGACGGCGCCAACUGCAUCGGUCGAGGCGCGAGCUCGUACAGGAGCACAACGACAUCGUCGAUCCGGCUGGAAUGCCAGGGGGCACCGCGCAGGAGCUCGCGACCUGCGCUCUGCAGUGCCUCCGGAGCAGCACGCUGUGCCUCGAGCGCGCACGCAUGUCGUUCGCAGGCCGGUGACGGCCCUCUGACGCACAUCAACAAGCACGGCGAGGUCUACAUGGUCGACACGAGCGAGAAGAAGCCCACCACGCGGACUGCGGUUGCAGAGGCCGUCGUGGUGUUCCCCCCGGACUCGUUCGCGACGCUCCGCGACCAGGGUGUGCCCAAGGGCGACGUCAUGGCCACGGCGCGGGUGGCGGGCGUGAUGGCCGCCAAGGGCACGGCCAACGUCAUCCCCAUGUGCCACCCCGUGCAGCUCGCCGGGACGGACGUGCGCAUCACGAUGGACGAGCCGAACAACGCGGUGGUCAUACAGUCGGAGGUGCGCUGCGUCGGUCCGACGGGCGUCGAGAUGGAGGCGCUGGUGUCGGCGUCGACGGCGGCGCUGACCGUGUACGACAUGUGCAAGAGCCUCACCAAGGGCAUCGUCAUCAAGCACGUGCGCCUGCUGUCGAAGACGGGCGGCAAGUCCGGCACCUGGCUCGCUGGCCAGCAGUAG